UCGGCGUCCAACCGAUCAAGUCGCUUUAUAAGAAGGGGAUCGAUCCGAAGCAUCCCCAGUGGGAAUUUCUCGUGUGUGCAUCUGGCCUAGGAUUUUGCAAUUGUCAUCUACCAAUUCCCCCGCCCCCCACAACGUUUAUAAAUACCACGCUCACACAUCGCGGUGCAAUUAACACAACCCGGAAACAGUUUACACCGAAUUGCUUUAAUUCGACUAGAAGCACUUUUCUUGUACGUGGGAUAUCAUUAGCAGCCAACAGGUAUGGCUGAAGCCCAUGCCGCCGUGGCAUUCUCGUUUGCCAUCACCCACGAGGGCUUCGACAUCAACUAUGACCACGAGGUGCUCAAUUUGGUGUGGAACUCAGGAGUGCGUUCCUGGAAAAAGCGCUUGGGUCGCGCAAGGAACGGCGUACGCAAUGGCGUCUAUCCGGCUCACAUCCAGAGCCUCUGGCUGAUCUCAGCAAUAGCGCUGGGUCUACACUUUGCGGGCUACCAGGCUCCAUUCAAUCUGACCAAUAAGAUACUGGUGCACCUGCCUUCCAAUACGAUUAACUGGCAGGUGACCGCCUGCUUUUUGGCCGCUCUGGUGGUCUGGCUAUCGAUCUGUUUCACCAUGAGAUACACGCUCAAGCUGCUGCUCAUGUACAAGGGCUGGAUGUACGAGUCCAGAGCUCCCGGCAGUCGCGUCUCACUGCCCACCAUGUUGUGGGUGGCCGUGGUGCGCGUUCUAUCUAGUUGGAACAAGCCGGGUCUGUACAGCUUCCAGGGUUCUCUGCCCAGGUUGCCACUGCCCUCCGUUAAAGACACCAUGACCAGGUACCUGCGAAGUGUUCGACCGCUGCUUGAUGAUGAGAACUACACGCGCAUGGAGCGCCUGGCCAAAGAAUUCGAACAGACCAUCGGCAAGAAGCUGCAGUGGUACCUCAUCCUCAAGAGCUGGUGGUCCACCAACUACGUGUCGGAUUGGUGGGAGGAGUACGUCUACCUUCGUGGUCGCAGUCCCCUCUGCGUGAACAGCAACUUCUACGGCACGGAUGCGAUCUUCAUGAACCUCACCGACAAACAGGCGGCGCGUGCGGCCAAUGUGAUUUCCCUGCUUCUCAACUUCCGUCGACUUAUCGAGCACCAGGAACUGCAGCCUAUCAUGGUUCAGGGCAUGAUUCCUCUGUGCUCCUGGCAGUACGAACGCACCUUCAACACGGCACGCGUGCCAGGCCUGGAAACCGAUCGUAUCAUCCACUACAGGGACUCCAACCACAUUGUGGUUCUACACAAGGGCUGCUACUACAAGAUGCUAAUCUACCACAAGGGUCGCAUCCUGCGCCCUUGCGAAUUGCAAGUGCAAAUUGAGGAAAUCCUGAAGGGCAAAGCCAGUCCCGUGGAAGGUGAGGAGCACUUGGCUGCCCUGACCGCCUGGAAUCGCUCCAAGUGGGCGGAGGCUCGCAACACAUUCUUCUCGUGGGGAGUCAAUCAAACCUCUCUGCGAACCAUCGAGUCGGCCGCUUUUGUGCUCUCCCUGGAUGAUGAGCCCUUCGAGUUCGAUUUGGCGCGUCCGGAACUGCUGGACAACUUUGGCAAGAAGCUGCUGCACGGCAAUGGCUACAACCGCUGGUUCGACAAGUGUUUCACUGUCUGUGUGGGCACCAAUGGUCGCGUUGGCUUCAAUGCCGAACACACCUGGUCCGACGCUGCCAUCGCGUCACACAUGUGGGAGAACCUGAUCGUCGAUGAUCUUGUAUCGGACGGAUAUGAUGAAACGGGUAAUACAAAGGGCAUCCCGGAGUUCCAGCCACCCACGCCCACCAGGCUCACUUGGGAUCUUAAGCCAUGCCUGCCGCAGAUCGAAGAGGCCACCAUCGAUGUGACGAAGCUUAUCAACGAGGUGAAUCUGCGCAUCCUGGUGCACCAGGAUUACGGCAAGGGCUUUAUGAAGAAGUGCCGCAUCUCACCGGAUGCCUAUAUACAAAUGGCCCUGCAGUUGGCCUACUACCGGGAUGCCGGUCGCUUCUCGCUGACAUAUGAGGCCUCCAUGACCCGUCUGUUCCGCGAAGGAAGAACUGAGACAGUGCGUCCUUGCACCAUUGAGUCAUCCGCCUGGGUCAAGGCCAUGCAGAACCCAAAUACAACCAACGAUGAGCGUGUGAAGAUGCUACAGGCUGCCUGCGAUCGUCACCAGUUGGGCUACCAGGAUGCCAUGUGCGGUCGUGGCAUCGACAGGCAUCUGUUCUGUCUGUAUGUGGUCUCCAAGUACCUGGAGGUGGAUUCACCCUUCCUCAAUGAAGUGCUCAGCGAACCCUGGCGCCUGUCCACUAGUCAGACUCCGCACGGCCAGACGCCGAAGAUGGACCUGAAGAAGCAUCCGAACUGCAUCAGCGCUGGAGGCGGCUUUGGGCCCGUGGCCGAUGAUGGUUACGGCGUGUCGUACAUUAUCGCCGGAGAGAACCUGAUAUUCUUCCAUAUCUCAGCGAAGACUACGUGCCAGCAAACAGAUGUGCAUCGCUUCGCUCAGAACAUAUCGCAGGCUCUGACCGACAUUCGCAGCAUGUUCGAGCAGCACAUGAAGGACCAUCCGAAGCCCGCCAAAUCACUCACAAACGGCAAAUCCACAUAAUCCCGCUUAGUCCAUGUAGUCGAGAUUCUUGUUAGCAUUUGUUUUUACCCCUAUAGUUGGUCGUUUUAAACACAUCUGAUACAUCCGUCUAGUUUAAGUUCCAAAUGAAGUGCAAAAGUCGUCGUGAGAGUUAUACAUAAACAAUGCAAUUUUUUAUAAACAAUUGUGACUUGGCUGGUUUUAAGAUUUAGUCUUUAGAUACUUUUGCACAAUAUUUGAUGUUUCUCAAUCAAUUAGUCUGUAAUCGAAGAAAUCGCGUAACCUUAAGUGCUAUAAAUAUAUUUCAUUUUAAGCGUA
Drosophila mauritiana is the source of this 2907-nucleotide messenger RNA. RefSeq names its product carnitine O-palmitoyltransferase 1, liver isoform (gene whd). Gene Ontology annotation, cellular component: mitochondrion. Gene Ontology annotation, biological process: carnitine metabolic process; fatty acid metabolic process. The coding region runs from base 262 to 2610 and encodes 782 amino acids. NCBI's taxonomy places the organism in Eukaryota, Metazoa, Arthropoda, Insecta, Diptera, Drosophilidae. Gene Ontology annotation, molecular function: carnitine O-palmitoyltransferase activity. The record is from RefSeq and is a predicted model, not a curated record. The transcript has 9 exons.